This is a messenger RNA of Beauveria bassiana ARSEF 2860, 309 nucleotides long. RefSeq lists its product as uncharacterized. Bases 1 to 309 code for a protein of 102 amino acids. The record is from RefSeq and is a predicted model, not a curated record. NCBI's taxonomy places the organism in Eukaryota, Fungi, Ascomycota, Sordariomycetes, Hypocreales, Cordycipitaceae. The transcript has 2 exons.
AUGUUAACCAACUACGACGAUCCGCCCGAAAUAGGGGAAAAAAUCUUGGGCGAGACCUUGUAUUUCAACGGCAGUCUCUUUUCCGAGAAAGAGCUCGCCGCCGGCCCGCAGCCCGGACUCAGCUUCGCAGCAUCAACCGGCAGCUCGAGCUCGGGCUGCUGCUGGAUUCGUCAGGUGCCGGAGAACCCCUCGACGUUUCCCGACUGCCCGCCCGUCGACGCCGCCAACCUCAGCCUCUGUCGCGCGCGUGGCGCAGCGCAUGGCACCAGGCGGGAUUAUAUUGGUUUCGGACCCUCUGUACAGAGAUGA